Armigeres subalbatus is the source of this 991-nucleotide messenger RNA. Its product is annotated as myosin regulatory light chain, striated adductor muscle-like. Gene Ontology annotation, cellular component: cytoplasm; myosin II complex. Gene Ontology annotation, biological process: post-embryonic development; locomotion. Lineage: Eukaryota; Metazoa; Arthropoda; Insecta; Diptera; Culicidae. The coding region runs from base 93 to 605 and encodes 170 amino acids. The transcript has 3 exons. Gene Ontology annotation, molecular function: calcium ion binding; myosin heavy chain binding. The record is from RefSeq and is a predicted model, not a curated record.
ACAUUUUCCAGUUUGUCGUGUUUUCCCAAACGAAACGAGUGAAAAGUUUUGCUUUUUUCCCCGCGUCGAAAAAUUCUCCUCGCAAACAAAGUAUGCCCGGGGCCGGUGGCAGCAUGGACUUCCUGAAGGAUUUGAACCAACCGAAGGUGUACGAGCUGAAAAAGGCCUUCUGUUUGUUCGACCUGGAUGGUGACGGCGUCAUCAGCGAGCAGGACCUCAAGAACACUUUCCUCACGCUGGGGCUGGACAAGUCCGAUGCCGACAUUAUCAAAAUGUUCGACGGAGUUGUGCAACCGCUCAAUUUGGACGUAUUCCUGCUGCUGGUGCUGCAGCGCGCAAAUGGCCUUGCCCCGAUGGAUGCCAUGGUGAACGCUCUGCGCUUCUGGGACAAAGCCAACACCGGCUUCAUCGAUAAGGAAAAGUUCAAGUUCGACCUCAUGACGUACGGUGAUCGAUUCACGGCCGAUGAAGCGGAGGAAGCCCUGGCGGACGCGGCUGUGACCCGUGGGCCCCAAGUAACCCGAGAUGGGCAGCUGAUUGAGAAGAUUGACUACGUCGAUUUUGCGGAGAACAUUUCCGGUUUCCAGCGCACGGAUCACAACUAGCCGACGACAGCGAGGGAUGCAAUGAUUGAGAGUGGGGGAUCAUUGUAGAAGAGGUGCUGUUUUGGAAGCGAGUCAAAAAGGUCUGUUUUUUAUUUCGAUGGAGGAUAGGAAGAUGGCACGAUAGGAAGAUAGAAAAUGCAAUCUGUUUCGAUUCGGAUAUAGAGCAAGGAAGACUCACAUAUUUCAGGUUUUUGUUUUAUUCUGGUUAGCAACUACGUGCAGCGCAGAAAACGGGAAAUUUUAUUCAGAUUGUUUUUGGUGUGGAAAUAAAAUGAGGCAACCUGCCUCUCACGGAAUAGGACCGUUCGCCAAUGUACUGCCAGGAAAAACACAAUAUUUGGCAUGCAAUGCAGUAUGGAAUAAUAAAGGAAAGCUAUCUGGUUCAA